CAAGCUGAAUCAAGCUAAUAAUACACACACUUCUCGAGUUCUUGUUCUUAUUUACUUCUUGUGAUCCAUUCUUCUGAAUUGGAUCAUACGCCGGAUUUAUUGUCCAUAAAAUUGGUGCUCUCGUUGAGAGCUCGAGAAUCAUACUCAAGAAAAACCUUCCAAGAGAACAAUGGUGCAAACUCAUAGCAACGCAAACCUGGGUACCAGAAUUCCCCUCCAGGGCGAGAAUAGUGCCACCGGAGGUCGGCACCCUCCCAUUAGUGUGCUAGAGGUGGAUGCUCUCAUCUAGAGGGUCGGGAUCACCGUAGAGCAGUUUAAGGAGGUGAUGGCAGCCCUGACCCCGAACCGCGAGGUUGUGGUGGAGGAUGCGACCGGGGAACCAUCCGGAGGGAAGGCGGGACCUGCGGGCUUGGGGGGAAAAAAGAAGAAGAAGAUCUGGCGGUCUCAAAAGAAGAAGGCGACCCAGCCUAACGGAAAGGCAAUAAUGGAGGAUGAACUGUCCAGGGCGAUCGGGUCUGGAGGACUUGGAGUGCGUAAUCUCCCCCGUCCACCUGUGUAUGGAGUUCAUCACCCCUACCGGGGUAGGGGUGGCAAGAGGAAAUCAGCGUCUGUCCCGGUCGUGCUAUGUCAGGGCAACCAAGAUCCAGACACGAUUCGACGAAAAUGUCAGCACGAUCUGUUCCGCGAUACAGAGGGAAGAAGGGCAAGCCAGAGCGGAGCCAGCGGAGGAGGUAGAAGAAGUUUCCCUAGAUCCAGCCAAGCCGGAGCAAAAGGUGAAGGGGAUAUGCCUGGGGUCGACCCACGAAUCAUCUGCCACAGAUUGGCGGUAGAUCCGGCCCACAAGCCGGUCAAACAGAAGAAACGUUUCUUCUCCUCGGAAAGGAGAGACUUUGUCACUAAGCAAGUGACCACCCUGCAAUCCAUCGGGCACAUUCGGGAAGUCCGCUACCCGGAGUGGUUGGCAAACGUAGUCCUCGCAUCCCAAGGGAACACCUGGCGGAUGUGCGUCGAUUACACCGACCUAAACAAAGCUUGCCCGAUGGACCCGUUCCCUCUCCCCAACAUUGACCAGUUGGUGGACGAAAUGGCAGGGUGCGAGUUAAUGAGCUUUAUGGAUGCUUUUAGCGGGUACCAUCAGAUCAGGAUGGCCACGGCAGACGAAGAAAAGACAUCCUUCAUCACCCCCAAUGGGGUAUACUUUAUAAGGUAAUGCUUUUCGGCCUGAAAAAUGUUGGCACGACCUAUGCACAAAUGGUCAAUAAGCUGUUCGCGCCGGUGCUAGGGGUGUAUGGAGGCGUAUGUGGAUGAUAUGAUUGUUAAGUCAAAGCAGAUGUUAUCCCAUGCUCAGGAUUUAGAAAUGGAUGGUCUUAAAUAAAGAAAAUUAAAUAGUUUACUGUUAU
Molecule: messenger RNA, 1400 nt
Organism: Cuscuta campestris
Lineage: Eukaryota; Viridiplantae; Streptophyta; Magnoliopsida; Solanales; Convolvulaceae
Source: the annotation of a GenBank genome assembly